Salvia splendens (bonfire salvia) is the source of this 1557-nucleotide messenger RNA. RefSeq names its product berberine bridge enzyme-like 22. NCBI's taxonomy places the organism in Eukaryota, Viridiplantae, Streptophyta, Magnoliopsida, Lamiales, Lamiaceae. Bases 1 to 1557 code for a protein of 518 amino acids. The record is from RefSeq and is a predicted model, not a curated record. Gene Ontology annotation, molecular function: FAD binding; oxidoreductase activity. The transcript has a single exon.
AUGGAAUCUCACAUACUAGUUCGUGUCCUAGUUUUCUCACAAAUUUUCCUAAGGUUUUGCUAUGCAAAUCAAGAAAGUUUUAUCCAAUGUAUGUCGAGUAAUCCUUCUUUAGGAUACAUCAAAAAAUUCGAUUUCAUCCACUCUCGAAAUUCUCUAUCGUAUCGCAGUCUCUUGCAGUCUGCAGAGCAGAAUCCGAGGUGGAUCAACUCGACAACCUUAGAACCAGAGCUCAUCAUCACCCCGUACAACGCUGGUGAGAUUCGAACCGCCAUAACAUGUUCCAAGAAGCACGGAUUCCAACUCAGGGUAAAGAGCGGGGGCCACGACUACGAGGGCCUAUCCUACACAUGUAAAACUCCGUACGUGCUCGUUGACCUAGUCAACCUCCGCUCGAUCAGCAUCCAUCUCGAGGAUGAGACGGCCUGGGUGCAGACUGGUGCUACACUUGGCGAACUAUAUUAUAAUAUAGCUCAAAAGAGCAAAGUCCACGCCUUCCCCGCUGGACUGUGCCCCAGCGUAGGCGUGGGCGGCCACAUCAGCGGCGGCGGAUUAGGCACGCUGGUCCGGAAAUACGGCCUGGCGGCAGACAACGUGAUUGACGCGUAUUUAAUGAAUGCUGACGGCGAGAUUCUCGAUAGAAAAUCUAUGGGCGAGGAUCUGUUCUGGGCCAUCAGAGGCGGCGGAGGGGCGAGCUUCGGGAUCAUCCUCGCGUGGAGGAUCAAGCUCGUCCGAGUCCCAGAAACGGUCACUGUUUUCACCGUGAAGCAGAAAUUAGACGGAGAGGCGGUUGAAUUGGUCCGAAAAUGGCAACUCGUCGCGAGCCAAUUACCGGAAAAUCUAUUCAUCAGAGUUAUUCUUCAACACAUCGCCGGGACCGGCGAAGCAAUCUUCAAUGCUCUGUUUUUGGGAAAUGCAGAGGAAUUGCUGCGGUUGAUGGAGAUGAGGUUUCCGGAAUUAGGGGUGAAGGAAGUAGACUGCAUCGAGAUGUGCUGGAUCGAAUCGGUGAUCUACUUCGCCGGAUUCGAAUCUGGCAGCUCGCCGGAGGGUUUGCUGGAUAGGAUUGUGAGGUACAAGAGCUCUUUCAAGGCAAAGUCGGAUUUCGUGCAAAAGCCUUUGCCGGAAUCCGCCUUGUCCGGCAUUAUUGAGAGGCUUGUGCGGGAGGAUAUCGCGUUCGCGAUCAUGGAUCCUUUUGGCGGGAAAAUGGAUGAAAUUGGGGAAAACGAGUUGCCGUUUCCGCAUAGGAAGGGUAAUUUGUUGAACGUACAGUAUUUGGUGAAGUGGAGUGGUGGCGAGGCGACGAGACACUUGGGCUGGAUCAGUGAGGUGUACCACUUUAUGGAGGGACACGUGUCUUCGUCGCCUCGCGGGGCUUACUUGAACUACAGGGAUCUCGAUUUAGGGUUUGGCGAGGGUGCGGAGUCGAGCUACUCGCGAGGUAUUGUGUGGGGGAGGAAAUAUUUCAAGGGGAAUUUUGAGAGAUUGGUGAGGGUGAAAACUAUGGCUGAUCCUCAUAAUUUUUUUAGGCAUCAACAAAGUAUUCCUAUUUUGUCAUCAUAG